AUGACAAAGAAAGAGAGUUUGAAUGAUGAGGGCAUUGAUGUCCGACUUUGGCUUGCUUCAGUCAUCGCUGUCGUGUCGGUUGGUUUUGGAGUGGGAGCCAUGACUUCUGCGGGUGGCGUCACGACGACAAGUAAUAUCAAUACGAAUACCACACCAGACAUUUCAUCGUCCACGCCUUUUUCAGUGCAUCACAUGAUUUAUGAUAUGAAGAAUGUGGAUAAAGAAUUUCUGAAAUCAGAAGACCGCAUACAAGAAGCGAUAUCCAAGUCCACCAAAGCAUUGGAUUUGGAUUUGAUUAGCAGUGGUUGUCAUCUGUUGGAAGAAACAUCGAGUUAUUCCUGUCUGAUGGUCAUGGAACAAGGACAAGGUGCCAUUCAUUCCUUUCCGGAAAACGGGGUAAUUUCUAUUGACUUGGCCGUGCAUGAUGACAAGAAGUCUCUCAUUGAGGCAGCGGCCAUUAUCAAGGAACACUUUGCGAUUGGUGACGAUGUGACGACUCUUUGGACCAUUGAUCAGCGGGGUGAACCCGAAUCACGAAAGAACCAAAAUACGUUGACAAUGUCGUCUGCAGUAUACACUGAGAAGAAUCAUGUUUUUAGCACCAAAACAGAUUAUCACCAGGUGGAUAUUUGGCAAACCAAGAGUGCGGAUGGAAGAGUCACCUAUGAAAAUACUCUCAAGCACAAUUUGCAGCCUGGCGAUCCACGAUGGACGACCAAUGAACUAUCUCCACACGACUUUGAUGUAUUCGUCAAUGGACUUUACAUCGCCUCCUCGGAUCGGGAGGAAGCAUUGGAUGCCGAGUUGGACGUUCACCCUGUCAUGUUUGCUCAUCCCAAUCCAAAACGAGUGGCCUUUUCCUCUUCCUUGGGAGAUGAAGGUUUGGGUCUUCAGCAAAUUCUCAGGCAUGACAUUGAAUCUGUGACUGUUUUUCAACCAGAUGAGGACCUCGUGAACAUUAUCAAGACUCAUGUUCCCAAUGCAUAUGAUUGUUCGAAGAUUGAUGGUAUUGCAGAUGACUGUCUAAGUGAUGAACUAGUCCACUGGAUAAAGAAAGGUGGCAGGGAUUGGUUUCCAGUGCACUAUGGUGAAAGUAAGUCGGAAUCUACUGAUGCAGCGUUUGAUGUCGUGCUGGCGGAUGCAUUUACACCCGAACGGGCAGAUUCGCUGUCGGCUUUGGCCGCAUUCAUUAUAAAAUCACUGUCCAGUGAUGGCGUUCUUGGUGUAAACCUUGGAAUCGCACCUACCAUUCUUCAUCCGAGACUAUCCUUUGGAUACUUUAAGAAUCACGACAAGCUGAUGCAAGUGUUGGAGGCCCUACCUGACGUCGAAGCAGUCAUUGUGUACGAUGAUGAUUUCUCUCUGAAUGACGAAGGUGCCGAAGUCGCGCCCAAUGUGUGGUUGUUGGCUUGCAAGAAUGCCAAUUGUCGAGACAACUUUUAUGCUAGCCCGGACGUUGUGGAUUCCAAGAUUGCGGCGCGGAUCGUACGAGCAAAGGACGGUAAAAUGGUGCCCCAAUACUUUGACGGUGCCGUGAACCAUGGUUUGCAGGCGGCACCGAAAGCGUUCGAAACAAUCUACUGCCGGCGAGACCCCGUCCCAUUUGAAUGCCAAUACCGAAACUUGGACUUUUCUCGAGAAAUAUUCGACUACAACGAAAACGAAGAAGAAAGUGCCUUUUCGAUCCAAGUGGACGAUUCCAAUCCAGAUUCGGUUCAGUCGAGCGUGGUUGCGAGGGUGGCUAUCCCAGCGGGCUCGUACAUUAUGGCCAGCGAUGUAUCCAAAUCUUUGGUUAUUGACCCAAGCGUGCUCGAAGAGGUGAAUGGUUUGGGUGAACCAUCCUGCACUGCUAAAGGAUCAAUAGUUGAGAUUGGACCGUCCAGAUUGAUUCGAUCAGCCCCAUCAGAAGAGGAAGCCAAUGUUGGACAAUGGGUCCCCUCACAUCCUGAUGGAAAGCGACCAAAAUAUUCGCCUGUCUAUGAUAACCAUGGUCAUUCAUUUGCUGUUUUCCUAGUGGCAACAAAGGAUAUUCAGCAGGGAGAGGAACUAGUCAGAUAUUCUAAUACAUAG
Messenger RNA from Cylindrotheca closterium, 2070 nucleotides. NCBI's taxonomy places the organism in Eukaryota, Bacillariophyta, Bacillariophyceae, Bacillariales, Bacillariaceae. The record is from the annotation of a GenBank genome assembly.